AUGGCUGACGCGACAGCACGUGCGCACGUGGCCAGCCCUACAGCCCUAACUGCCGAUCCCGAAAAUGUCCCUGGGACAGAAACAGAAUACAUCAGCAACGACGCUAUCAACCGCAGAGCAGGUCUAAACAAGCGCGAGGCGCGCAAGCAAAAGAGAGCCCAACAGUCGCUACCCACACCACCUGACACAUCCUCCGAGACUGAAACGUCCACGCGCAAACCACCCAAAGCCCGCAAACCUCGUCUAUCGCCUCCACGGACCUCGGCAGACAACGCAGCAAAGACAUCGAUACCCCAAUUCCUCGCUACUACAAUGCCGCCCGGGAACCCCAUUCCUCUGCUCAUCUGCAGUAUUGGCAACCCAGGCCCCACCUACGCCAACACGCUGCACUCUGCCGGCCACAUCAUAACCUCGUACAUCGCCGGUCGGAAAUCCUACCAGCCCUUUACAAAGGGGCUCUCCGGCCUGGUGUCUCGACCAGACAACACCACGUUCUCGCUGUCGCUGCUCAAAGGGUACACCAAGACACAAGGCGGGCCCCCUGAAGACGACUGGACCUUUUGGCAGAGUCUGAGCCUGAUGAAUGUCAGCGGCGUCGGCGUCAAGAAGGCCUAUGCAGCGUGGUUGGCCGAGUUAAGACGGCGCACCACGCCUGCUGCUGAGGGCAGGCUGGUUGUCGUGCACGAUGAGCUGGAGUCUGCGCUGGGGAAAGUCUCGGUCAGAGAGAGCGGCGCGAGUGCGAGAGGGCACAAUGGGUUGAAGAGCUGUCAGCAGCAGCUGAGUGGCGUCAAGUGGUGGAGGGUUGGCGUCGGGAUAGGGCGGCCGGAGAGCAGGGAUCCGAAUGUGGUCAGUCGCUACGUGUUGGGGAAAAUGAGGGGGGAGGAGAGGAGUGGGCUGGAGAGAGCGGCGCCGGGGGUUGUCGAUGCGCUGAGGGUGAUUGCUGAGAAAUAA
This is a messenger RNA of Ascochyta rabiei, 951 nucleotides long. Its product is annotated as Aminoacyl-tRNA hydrolase. The record is from RefSeq and is a predicted model, not a curated record. The coding region runs from base 1 to 951 and encodes 316 amino acids. The transcript has a single exon. NCBI's taxonomy places the organism in Eukaryota, Fungi, Ascomycota, Dothideomycetes, Pleosporales, Didymellaceae. Gene Ontology annotation, molecular function: peptidyl-tRNA hydrolase activity.